Messenger RNA from Melanaphis sacchari, 873 nucleotides. Its product is annotated as MORN repeat-containing protein 5. The coding region runs from base 1 to 873 and encodes 290 amino acids. The transcript is spliced from 5 exons. The record is from RefSeq and is a predicted model, not a curated record. Lineage: Eukaryota; Metazoa; Arthropoda; Insecta; Hemiptera; Aphididae.
AUGUCCUACAAAGCAAAAGAAUCAAAAAAACAAAUAAAAUUUAAGUGCAAACCUCAGUUACACCCUAGCGACCAAUGGGUUUCAAUUGGAACAGGAAAUUAUUAUAAAGGAAAAUGGAAUCAUAGAACGAUGUCUGGAGAUGGAAUUUACGUCAUGCAAAAUGGAACUGUUUACGAGGGCAAUUUUGACGACGGAUUGUUUCACGGAGAUGGAUCUAUAUACUAUUCAUCAGGAUCCCGAAUUGAAGGAGUUUGGGAAAAAGGCAAAUGUGUGCAACAAAAUUACAUAUUCAGUGACGGUCUCAGAUUUCAACAAAAUAAUUGGCAGUACUGUAAGGUGCCCGACAGAAGAUUUGCCAUUGAACAUGUCAAUGGUUUUGAAUCAGCUGCUAGGAGUUAUCUUACCAAUCGACAGCCUACGAUCGUAGUGCCAAAUGGAGCAUAUGACGCGGGUGAUGGAUUUUACUGGCCGCUUACGAACACUGUUCACAAUUACUGGACAAGUGAGUUGAUUAGGGUCCCAACGGUAGAAUGCAGUAAUUGGAUUAUUGAAAACUGUCAUCGAGGUGGCAGAAGAGUGGUAGGUUUUCAACCAGAGUUUUACAAAAAUUGGUAUAGUACAACAGAAGAAAAUGAAGGAGAAUCUACAACUGCAGAUAACAAAUCUUCCAAACAAUUCAUUCACGACGACCAAUCUAUUAUGGCUGAAAUCAAAUCAGUUCCUUGGUUCGAUUUAUCUCUACCAAGCAUUAUACAGUCGAUACAUGAACCUUUUCUAUUGGAUCAAUUUUCUUCAUCGUCGUCGUCGUCAUCGUUAUCAGUCGAAAGUUUUCAACUAAGCCGUUGUCAAAGGACAUUGAUGUUGACUGACUGA